Copidosoma floridanum is the source of this 1029-nucleotide messenger RNA. RefSeq lists its product as uncharacterized. Gene Ontology annotation, molecular function: protein binding. Lineage: Eukaryota; Metazoa; Arthropoda; Insecta; Hymenoptera; Encyrtidae. Gene Ontology annotation, biological process: cilium organization. Gene Ontology annotation, cellular component: cytoplasm; motile cilium. The record is from RefSeq and is a predicted model, not a curated record.
AUGGUCGAGAAAAAAGUACCAGCCGCUCGUGUAGGAGCAGCGCGUCUGUCGGGUGCGAUGCGAGCAGGGGCUCUGUCGGCGCUCGAGGAGUGCGGCGACGCGCUGGCCAUUUACCGACGCGUCCUCGAGAAACGAGCUCCCGGUUUGACGACUACGGUGAGGACACACUGCUACCGCAUGGAAGUGGGAAACACGAAUCAUCCUGCCUUCGAAAUGGCCACGGAGGAAUCUAAUUUCGAAAAACUGAAACAGGACAGUCAGUGGCUGGAGCAGCUACUCAACUCCGCGAAGGAAUCUCUAGUUCUCGAAGGCAACCUCGGCAUCCUGAUCGACGAGGUCGAGAAGAAGCUGGCCACUCGAGCCGAGGAAGCCGAGCUCUUGGCGAGGGCACGAGGACUGUUGGACAAGUUUCACCAGAUGCGCCGAAACGUGGCGAAGGAGAGGGAAGAGCGCGCCAAGGAGGACAGACUUUGUAAAGCCGAAUUGUUGAGGCUACGCAACGAAAAGGAGCGGCUCGGCGUGUUGUCGGGCCGCGAGUCCGAAUACGUGGAUGCCUGGCUGGACUCGCGUCAGGAGCAACGGAGCCUUGAAGCAGAAAUCACCCGUCACCGACUAACGGAGGGACUACGGCUCUGCGAGGCGCGCGAAAGCAACGAGCGACUCGUCACUCGCGAGCUCAGUGCCUUCAUUCGCCUCAGCAUCGAGGAGAACGAAAAGGCAGCGGCAACGUGGACUGAGCGCAAAUCGGCCGAGACGAAGCAGUACGAGCGCGAGAUCUACAAGCUGCGCGAGGAGAUCGAGAGGAAGCGCUCGGCUCUCGAGGAGCUUCGUCGCGAGUACUGCAGCAGACGGGACUUCAUCGACAGUUGCCUGGCGGAACAAGAGGCAGAGCGCCGCAGAGCCGAGCUCGAGGAGCACCGGCGCUGUCGAGCGAUCGAGAUACAGGCGUGGUGGCGGGGUGUCAUGGUACGCCGGAAACUCGGCCCCUACCGUCCCGAGGAGAAGCGUCGCAAGCGCCCGAAGAAGUAA